Messenger RNA from Aspergillus calidoustus, 623 nucleotides. The record is from the annotation of a GenBank genome assembly. Lineage: Eukaryota; Fungi; Ascomycota; Eurotiomycetes; Eurotiales; Aspergillaceae.
UGUCAUACCCAACGUUAUGCACUUGGCACUGUCGACUAUAAAGCCUUGGCCUGCGUUUCCCCAGGAUUCCAACUUGCCUGGCGCACCGCUUACUGCCGCUAUCACUCCCAGAAUAACCUUACUCGCCCCCACAUAUAAAUAUCCAGUCACAAUGCCCCCCUUCAACGGCAUCUCUGUCCAGAUGACCGCGUACAUGGACCCCAAAGAUCUCCCGCAGUUCUGGGAACUAUUCGGCCCCGUCUUCGAGAAGGUCAUCGCGGAGCCGCACUGUACGUUCUUCGAGGUGUAUCAGUCCCCCGAGGAUCCGGGGGCGAUUUCUUGGAUUGAGAACUGGUCCGAAUCAAAGGAAUGGCUAGUUAAGAUCAACAAGCCGUACUACGCCAAGUAUCGCGAAAUCAUGACGCCCAAAUUCCUGAAGCCGCUGGAGAUCAAGGUGCUGGAAAAGGUCGGGCCGCAGUUUACGUACUUUAAGCGGGAGAAUGGGGGAUUGCGCGAGUAAGAUGGUUUACCUGCAAGGAUUCUUGAGUAGAAUGGUAAAGUCUACGUGGCAGUUGCGUAUUAUGCUCUUUUAAAAUGCUAGUCAUGGGCAAGAUAAAGAAAACAUUGGUUGUGAUGGUUUGCAG